AUGGCGAUCCCUAACCCAGAAACCACCCCGCCUCAUCUCCAUCUCCAUCUCCCCCACCUCUUCACAUACCCCUCCUCCACCUCCCCCACGCUCAUUACCCAGGGUGCCGAAGCCUUACUCUACAAAUCCACAUAUUUAGUACCUUCAUUCCCGUGCGCGCUAAAAUGGCGACCGUCUAAACCAUAUCGGCAUCCGAUUCUCGAUGCGCGACUCACGAAGGCGAGGAUUUUGGCUGAGGCGAGAGUUUUGGUGAAGUGUAGGAGGGAGAGCGUGGUUGUGCCGGCGGUGUAUGCGGUAGAUGAGGGGAGGGGCUGUUUGAUGAUGGAGUGGAUUGAGGGGGAGGUGGUGAGGAUUAGGUUGAAUGAGUGGUUGGGGAGGAGGAAGGAGAGGGAGAGGGAGAUGGGGGUGGGGGGGAAUGCACUGGUUACUGGGGAGGAGGAGGGAUGUGAGGGGGCGGUGGAACUUAUGAGGAUGAUUGGGCAGGCGGUGGGGAGGAUGCAUGGGGUAGGGGUUGUGCAUGGAGAUUUGACGACGAGUAAUUUGAUGUUGCGGCCGAUACAAUUGAAUGGUGAGAAGGGAAUGGAAAAUGGCAGGGAGUUAGAGGGUGAAAUUGUUAUAAUUGAUUUUGGGUUGGCGAGCCAGAGUACAGCGGAUGAGGAUCGAGCCGUCGAUUUAUACGUGUUGGAGAGGGCAUUUGGCAGUACACAUCCAAGAGCGGAGGGUCUGUUUAAGGAGGUGCUGGAUGCAUAUGGAACAAGCUAUAAAGGAGCACAAGUGGUUCUGAAGAAGUUGGAGGAGGUGAGGAUGAGGGGUAGAAAAAAGAGUAUGUUAGGUUGA
Molecule: messenger RNA, 837 nt
Organism: Sclerotinia borealis F-4128
Lineage: Eukaryota; Fungi; Ascomycota; Leotiomycetes; Helotiales; Sclerotiniaceae
Source: the annotation of a GenBank genome assembly